Molecule: messenger RNA, 5446 nt
Organism: Xiphophorus maculatus (southern platyfish)
Lineage: Eukaryota; Metazoa; Chordata; Actinopteri; Cyprinodontiformes; Poeciliidae
Gene: tecpr1b
Product: tectonin beta-propeller repeat-containing protein 1-like
Exons: 25
Coding region: 1127-4672 (1181 amino acids)
Cellular component (GO): membrane
Source: RefSeq, a predicted model, not a curated record
CGCGUCCAGAGUUGGACAGGACAAUCCUCUAGUCCACAAUAUGAAAUAAAUUCCGCUCUGUGGAUGAAUGUCGCUAGGUUUUUAUUUGUUAUUUCCCAGAGGUGUCGUUCAUGAGCAUGCGAUGUGUCACGCAGAUGGCAGCAUCUGCUGUCGCACCUGAUGUCAUGACGCUAUUGGUAUUUCCCAUGACAACCGCGUAUCGGGUCCAGUAAAUAUUCAGGUAGGCUGCUGUUUGACACCCCAGACUCUACUGUGUGUACAUCCCAUGCCUGAAUAGAGAAAAAUGACCUUAUGGAUCUGCAGCUAAGUUUAGGAUACAGUUCAGUGGAUGGUUUAAUUUAAACAUGUUUAUUCAAAUAAAGGCCCAACUGAACGGAUAGGGCUAGCUUUGCUAUAGUGAUUGUUAGUGCCCUAGCGGAUUAGUAUCAGUCGAUAAGGCAACUGUCAAGUGCACCAGUCAAAAUAAAAGCAUGAUUUCCGGUCUGGACUUUCAAAAUAAUACCAAAUUAUUUCGUCCUAUUUACUUUGUGCUGUCAACAAAAUUAACGAGAUUAUUAUUAUUAUUAUUAUUAUUAUUAUUAUUGCUCAGUCACAAGUCAACAUUUUAAAAUAUUUUGCUAAAAACAUUAAAAAGCUUAUGGAACUUACACAUAUCCUAAUGUCUCAAAGAAGGCAGUCACCUGUAUAAUAAGGAAGGUAAUAAAACAUCUUGUAACUUUGAUUAUGUUUGUGAAAUUUUGGAAGCUAAACUAUGCUGUUGAGCUUACCGAUUUCUGCUCUUGUUCACGGAGGUAGAUGUAUAUCAAAGGGAAAAUAAAGAAGAUCAUUUCAGUAAAUAAGAUUUAAAUGGAUUGAAAUAUGUCAUUCAAAUUUAGUAAACUAAAUCUAUGAAAAAGCUAUUUACUCUUUAAGCUGGGAUCAAAAGGUGCAAUGAAGGUAAGCUGCUAAUGAGAGCUGCCAAGCAGGGAGAGAAAGAGAGAAACUUAAAAAUUGCUACAUGAAAUUUAAAUCACAUGGUCAAUGUUUCUGAAGCUAAAUUUAAAUUGAAGGAGAUCUAAUGAGUGUGUAACUCACUCCAUUCCUCGCUAUCAGGAAACUUUAACCUCUGUUUCCGUUAGGAGCCACCAUGCCUAUCACACUGCUGUGGGCCGUGGAUGUGUAUGGAAGAGUGUACAGCCUCUCCACAGCUGGCCAGCGCUGGGUCCGCGCUGACGACCUGCUGCUGGAGCUGAAGCGCGUCACUGCAGGCAAGGGACGCUGCUGGGGCAUCGGGUGCGAUCACCACAUCUAUCUGAACAUAAUGCCCAGUGAGACUUCCAUCCGCUACCGGGAGGAGACCUAUGAGAACCAGAGAUGGAACCCAGUGGACGGCUUCACUGACGUCCUACUGCCCACCGACCGCUGGCCCUGGAGCGACGUCACCGGGAUGAAUCCACAGCCACUCCACAGCUUCCAGCUGCCGUCCCGCAGCUGGGAUUGGGAAGGCGACUGGUAUGUGGAUCAGAGCUGUGGAGAACCCAGCCAGACUGGGGGCUGGGAGUACGCUGUGGAUUUUCCAGCCAACUUCUCACCAGACAAGAAGUGGAACUCCUGCGUCCGCCGUAGACGAUGGAUUCGUUACAGAAGAUACACAGCACAAGGCACAUGGGCAAAGAUCCCUUUGGAUAACCCUAAGAAGCCCCCGCUGCCACUCUGUGACAUCUGCUGUGGUGGCUGGGAGAUGAGUGACCAGUCAGGGAGGUACCCAUACCUCUGGGGCGUGUCACAGCAAGGGCAGGUGUGGUUCAGGGAGGGAAUCCACCCCCGAGUGCCGGAGGGCACCAGCUGGGAGGAGGUGGAGGUGCCCAAAGAAGUGGCUCAGUUAUCAGCCGGCCCUGGGGAUCUUCUGUGGGUUUUACUGUGGGAUGGAAACCUGUUGGUUCGUACAGGCCUCAGUCUGGACAGCCCAACAGGUACCUCCUGGUUGGAAGUGGAGUCACCCUCAAAGGAGGUGGAGGCUCUUCACGUGGCCGUCGGAGUCAGCGUUGUGUGGGUGGUCACAAAGGACUAUAAGGUGUGGUUCAGGCGUGGCGUAAACUCCCACAACCCCUGUGGAUCUGGCUGGAUCAGCAUCGGAGGGGAGAUGAUGAUGGUGGACGUGGGACUCAAUGACCAGGUUUGGGCCGUUGGUGAGGAUCGUGGGUUGUAUUUUAGGAUGGGUGUGACCCAGGCUGAGCCGAGUGGAAAUGGCUGGAUCCCUGUUUCUGCCCAGUGGGGCACCAGUAAAGAGCUCAUUCCACCCAGGGAUGAGUGUGAGUUUAGUGGCCACCUGACUGAGACUUCACAAGGCUCUGCACCAAGUGGCACUGAUUCGGACUCAGAAUUGGGUCCGACUAACUCAGAGCACAGCGCUACUCCUAUACUGGAAGCAGCAGCUCCCUCUAUCGUCCCAUUGGGGGGCGACGACACAUCUGCACGUCCUCAGGAGGUAAAAGAGCCGUCCUCAGCCUCUCAGCAAGAUGCUCCAAAAGCAUUCAUCCCAGCCAGCGACAGCUUCAUCAACAGCCUGGUGUCGGACCGCGACAGAAUCUCCACAACGCAGCCGUCCAUCACCGAGAUGUCGCAGGAAAACGGCGUGGAGAUGCCUCCAGCUCCAGUGCUUCCCACCCUUCCAGCCACUGGGCACGACAUCCCCUUUAUGAACGUGGACCUAGAAGGGGCGGGGGCGGCUCGGAGCGCACAAGCAGCAGGGCGUUCACUGAGCGACGUCCUGGGAACCCUGGAGAACUCGCAGGGCAUCGGGGAAGAGGAUGGACCCGUGUGGGCUUGGGUGUCCGGUGGAGGAUGCGACGUGGAUGCAAGUUCACGGAUCAGCUGGCUCAGUUCCACAGGUCCUCUCAAUAGUUCCCUGUCUCUGACUCCGGUGCAAUCAGCAGCCUGGAGCGAGCAGCCUCAAAAGCAGCAACAUCAAGAGAUCACUAGGAAACCUUUGGAGAGAAGCAACUCGGUGUGGGUGCGUAAAGGGCCAUUGCGCUGGUGGAGAGACUGGAAGCCACAGCGCUGGGUGGAUGUAGGUGUUGCUCUUGAGCAAUCCACCAAGUCAGAUGGGAAGAAGGACAGCAUCUUCUUUGUCUAUUACACCCAGUAUGAUGAGAAAAAGUACCUUCAGGUGUUCAUAAACGAAGUGACGGCGCUGGUACCGGUUCUGCAAGACUGCCACUACACCUUUGCCGUGUACACAGCCGAAAGAACUAAACAAAGAUGGCCACUGAUACUGGCAGCGCCAUCAGAGAAGGAAAUGAAUGACUGGCUGGACCUGUUGUCAGACUGUUGCUGUGAGUGGCGAGGGAUUGCUGGGGCUCCGACCAGACAGGCGCUGUGGUCCACCACCUCCAAGGGAGACAUCAUGGUACACGAGCCGCCCCUAACUUUGGAGGCUGCAGCUCACCCUAUGGCCUGCGACCUUAUGUUUUGGCGCCAGAUCCCAGGCCACCUGCGCUGCGUAGAGUCUAACAGUCUGGGGCUGGUAUGGGGCAUCGGGUGGGACGGCGCUGCCUGGGUCUACAGCGGGAGCUUUGGGCGACAGCCCAGCUCGGUCAACCCUGAGAUUCACUUACAGACUGAUGUCAGGAGUGUACAUGUGUAUGAGAAUCAGCGAUGGAACCCAAUGACUGGUUACACUGACAAAGGGCUUCCUACCGAUCGCCCCAUGUGGAGUGACGAGAGCGGCCUAAAGGAAUGCACCAAAGGCAGCACACACCCUCCGACCCCUCAGUGGUCCUGGGUGUCGGAGUGGGCUGUGGAUUUCAGCGUUCCUGGAGGAACAGACAAAGAAGGCUGGCAGUACGCUGCAGACUUUCCCACGACAUUUCACGGCCACAAAACCAUGAAGGACUUUGUGAGGCGCCGAAGAUGGACGAGGAGGUGCAAGAUAACGGUGAGAGGUCCGUGGAAGAUGGUGCCACCGAUCCAUCUCAGCGACAUCUCUCUGAUGCCGUGUCUGGCCCAGAGCAAAAUGGAGCAGGUCCCUGUGUGGGCCCUCAGUGACAAAGGAGACGUCCUGUGUCGGCUGGGCGUGAGUCCCCAGAACCCCGCGGGUAGCUCCUGGCUCCAUGUAGGCACAGAUCAGCCAUUUAAGUCUAUCUCCAUUGGAGGAGCCAAUCAGGUGUGGGCCAUCGCGAGGGACGGAGCUGUGUUCUACAGAGGAUCCGUGUCUCCUCAAAACCCUGCAGGAGAAUGCUGGUACCACAUCCCCUCUCCUCCGAGGCAGAACCUCAGACAGCUCUCCGUCGGUCGGACUUCUGUGUUUGCCGUCGACGACAACGGUAACCUGUGGUACAGACAGGGCCUGACGCCCAGCUACCCUCAGGGCUCUGCGUGGGAGCUCAUCUCUAACAACGUCACCAAGGUGUCUGUGGGACCGCUGGACCAGGUUUGGAUCAUCGCAGACGGAGUUCCAGGCUUUCCUACUGAGACUCCUGGAUCCGUCUGCCACAGACUGGGUGUGGGGCCCAUGGCACCCAAGGGUCUGUCCUGGGACUACGGCAUAGGGGGAGGAUGGGAGCAUAUCAGUGUGAGGGGAAACUCCACGGAGCCUCUUCGGGGGCCCGUCCCUCCUCCUGGGGGCCCUUCUCGUAGCCCCGCCCUCCAGCGACCUGCGGCUCAAGUGAACGGGAGCGCCGUGUGUGUGUAGCCCCUCCACAGCCCCCCGCCCUCUUUGUGCCUGGCAAUCCGUUUGUUUCCCCGGACCUAUUCUUCAUUCCUUUCACGUAAAGGGACUGCACAAUCAUAACAGACUUUUUGACUAAGCAUUUCGGUCGGAUUUGUUCGAUGGAUGAAUGUUACAGCAGGGUUGAUUUGCACAAGAAUAAAUAUUUCAGUAUUCAGUGAAGAUGGAGGAAAGUAAGCUACAAAAAAAAAAAUUAUAUGGCUCUCUUGAUGUCUAAGACUUUUUUUUUUUCAAACCAAACAAAGGCAAAUGCAUGUUGAUCCUACCACUGGAUUGAAGCAAUAGCUUGUAUGCAUAUUUACAGCUUCCUGUGAAAACCUAAGAGGGUGAGAUUUUAUUUAAGGGCUAUGCUUUGGUUUUUAACGAACGUCAGUGUAACUUGGUUUUUAGUUUUACUCUCAUUUUGAUUGACGUACUCGUCAAAACUCUGUAUGCAUUUCAUUUUAAAUUAUUUACUAUGCAUUGUUGGAAUUUGUUUCCUUUAUCUUGUCCGGCUGUUUGUGGUUGCAGUGCUUACAGACAACGGUUUUUUUACUAUACAGAUUGAAACAUCUCAGUCUUUACCAUCAGAGAAUAUCUCUCCACCCUUUUGCAAUAAGUACAUGUUCCUGUUAAUACACACAAAUUCAUAAAACACCAACCACCGUGACUGUUAACACCACAGCGACUGUUGGCGUCAUCAUGAUGUUAUAAAAGGUAUUGAAAUGUGAAAUAAAGACUUAAAGUACUGUUCUAUCA